UUAUGACAGUGCAUUUCCGGGGCAAGGUUUUUGUCUGUAAAGUGUUUUGCCGCACACCGGUUGACAUUUUUUAAUACUAAACUUUUUUGCUGGCUUUUUUGUGUCAUGUCUCGGGGGUCAAGUGCAGGCUUUGACCGUCAUAUCACGAUAUUCUCUCCGGAGGGAAGACUUUACCAAGUGGAGUACGCCUUCAAGGCAAUCAACCAGGGAGGACUGACCUCUGUGGCAGUCAGAGGGAAGGACUGUGCUGUGAUUGUCACCCAGAAGAAAAUCCCAGACAAGCUGCUAGAUGCCGAGACAGUCACACAUCUGUUCAAAAUAACAGACAGCAUAGGGUGUGUGAUGACCGGCAUGACGGCUGACAGCAGGUCUCAGGUGCAGAGAGCGCGAUAUGAAGCAUCCAACUGGAUGUACAAGUACGGCUAUGAAAUUUCUGUUGGCAUGUUGUGCAAACGCAUGGCUGACAUCUCUCAAGUCUACACACAGAACGCCGAGAUGAGACCACUAGGAUGCUGCAUGCUGAUGGUGGGAGUGGAUGAGGAACUGGGUCUGCAGCUGUUUAAGUGUGAUCCAGCUGGCUACUACUGUGGUUUCAAGGCCACUGCAUCUGGAGUUAAACAGACAGAAGCCAUCAGCUUCCUGGAGAAGAAAGUCAAGAAGAAACCGGACUGGAGCUAUGAGCAGACCAUUGAGACGGCCAUCUCAUGUCUGUCCACUGUCCUGUCCAUCGACUUCAAGCCCUCCGAAUUGGAGGUGGGGGUCGUCUCCUCCAAAGAACCUCGAUUCAAGAUUCUCUCAGAGUCUGAGAUCGACACUCACCUGGUGGCUUUGUCAGAGCGAGAGUGAGACGCUCACACGUCUGAAGUGGAUGGAAGUCUCGAACACAAGAUUGACACUUUUAUACAACUGAGGUAGAAUAUUUUACCCACCUUUUUUUUUUUUUUUGCACUUUUCCAGAACGGGACAAACAUAUUCCCGCCUUUGCAACAUUUUGUCUUUUCCUCUCUUACUUUAGUUUUGAUGACAGUGACAUGAAUGGGGUUUUCACUUUCAGUAGACUUUUUUGUCCUUCAGAUUCUUUAGAUUUCACCAUCUUUACUCAGGGUCAACAAUAUAACGCUGAGCUUCAGCCUUGAAGAUGUCAAAUUGGUGUUUUGAAUAAAACCAGAGUGUCUUCUACAGUCAACCUCAGCAGGAACUCACUCAUUACUUCAUUCUGGGGUUUUUCUUUUCUUUGCCUGGAACCUUUGACUGCCUUUAGCCUUUAUAUCAGUCUGACAGCAUGCAGGUCAUUUUACCGCUGCUGCUUUUUGGAUUUGUUGUGCUCAGUUUUCCUAAAAUAAUUAUAUUGGUGGAACAUUUUUUGUUUUUCAUUACGUUUUACUUCUGCUUAUGUAUGUAAAAACCUGUACUGCAACAACAUAAUUUCCCCAUUGUGGAAUUAAUAAAAGUCUACCGUAUCCUA
This is a messenger RNA of Nerophis lumbriciformis (worm pipefish), 1465 nucleotides long. RefSeq names its product proteasome 20S subunit alpha 6a (gene psma6a). Gene Ontology annotation, cellular component: proteasome core complex, alpha-subunit complex; proteasome core complex. NCBI's taxonomy places the organism in Eukaryota, Metazoa, Chordata, Actinopteri, Syngnathiformes, Syngnathidae. The record is from RefSeq and is a predicted model, not a curated record. Gene Ontology annotation, biological process: ubiquitin-dependent protein catabolic process.